Messenger RNA from Lates calcarifer (barramundi perch), 5030 nucleotides. It is a transcript of the gene clcn1b, whose product is annotated as chloride channel, voltage-sensitive 1b. Gene Ontology annotation, molecular function: voltage-gated chloride channel activity. The record is from RefSeq and is a predicted model, not a curated record. The transcript is spliced from 23 exons. Gene Ontology annotation, biological process: chloride transport; transmembrane transport. Gene Ontology annotation, cellular component: membrane. The coding region runs from base 1419 to 4385 and encodes 988 amino acids. Lineage: Eukaryota; Metazoa; Chordata; Actinopteri; Centropomidae.
GCUCCACUUUAUUUGAUCCUCCUUGUUGCUGUGUUUGUGUGUGUUGUUCCCGGCGUACAGCCUGUCCUCUCCGUUCUCAGGUAUAGUAUAACUGGCUCCCCACUAUUCCGCUGCGCUCAGGUCUCUCCAUGCUGUGACUGGGAUGUAUGUAUCUCUCACACUGCCCCAGCCGCCCCAGUGAUAAUGUUCUUAGUGUAUCAGAUAGAGGCCCAGCCAGCUGUCCACAGUCAUUCUCCCUUGACACACACAUACACACACAGACAUACACACGCCGGCGGUCAGAGUAACACAUUUCUCAUUGGCCUCCAGUGUAGCUGCGAGAUUAGGCUGUUAUGUGCUGGCGUGUGGGCCACAAAGCAGGGGUGGGGUUAAGGGGGAUCUAUGUGUGACUGUGUGUCUUUGUGGUUUUCAUAAUGGCUGCCUGUCUCAUCAGCAUGAGAGGGGAGGAACCAGAACUCCCAACUCGAGUUAAGAGACGUUUAGAUUAACUUGUCUGAGUGGGAUGUGGUCUCUCUGGGGGGUGUGGAGCAGUGGUGGUCUACCCUGAAGGCCUGUGAGCUUUUCAGCUUUUAGCGAAUGAUGUGCGCUACACAUACGCUUAGCUCCCUUCCUGUAUUAGCUCCUCAGGAUAUCUGAACCUGCUGCAGAGGUUAAGCAAUAUGGAGAUCACUUUCCUGUUAGGAGCAUUUUUUGGGGGGGUGUUUUACCGUGGGAGGGCACAUUCAGGGUGAUUUUUUUUUUCUCCCCCCCCCAAGGGAGGACUGGCAUAGCAUGUGAGUGUUAUGGGGAUUGCCUUGCAUCAUUGGCUGAUUAGGUGUGAGCUGUCAUAGGGGUGUCGUGUGCACCUUCCUACUCACGUUGCAGGGGCAGCCCUAUGGGGGGUGCCCUUCCAAGCCCCACUACCCCUGUCCAAACAAGAACAGUCCAUCCAAACACACACACACACCUAAUGGCCGGCUGGCAGGGAGGGUGCUGCUAAGGGCAACAAGUGUGUGUGCGUGUGUGUGUGUUAUUAGGUGUCUGCAGUUCUAAUAAAGGAAAGCGCUGCGUCCUUCACUGCCUCAUCAGAUGGCUUUACUCUGCUUUGUCUGCCUGUUUGAUUUCUGUCUGUGCGUCGGUCAGUCCCGCAGUGGAGCUGGAUGGCUUGCAGCCUCUGGAUCAUCUGGAGAAGAGCGCGUUCGGGAAGGACUUCAUCUGUGUUUUUCAAUUUUCCCAAGUGUUUUUUUGAGACUGAGUUCAUAGGAGAGUAAGAAACUUCAGAGGAUGUUUGCGUGUUUACUUGAGCUGGUGUAAAGUGUGUGUACAGUAUAUAAGUGAGAGAGAGAGAGAGUGAGAGUGUGUGUGUAUGGUGUUGCCCACGCCAUUGGAAAUGCUGGGGUGUCCAGCAAGGUUAUUUUUGGAUCAGUGACAGCGUGUCAAUGGCUGCAGAUGCGUCGCAAAGGAAGGCUCUGAGAUACCAACAGACCCUGCUGUACGGUGAGUACAGGGAGCAGCUGGGGAACUUUGCCAGACGGGAGGCUGCCCGCUUGCUGACAGAGAGACAAUGGAGGAGACAGGCAGGAGAGCACAGCACAGCCUCUGGCCGCAAAGGCCACGGCCGGCGGCAUCAUCAUCAUCAUCAUCAUCAUUACCCUGUGACCCUGGAGUCGCAUCACAGCCACGCCUCCUCUACCAAGAAGCCUCGUCCCUACUCCAAAUGCCAAGAUUGUUUGGCUCGUGUGCGGCGGUACAUAGUGACCAAGAUGGGGGAGGACUGGAUAUUCCUGGUCCUUCUGGGGCUGACUAUGGCUCUGGUCAGCUGGAGUAUGGACUACGCUAGUGCCAAGAGCCUGCAAGCCUAUAAGUGGAUGCAUGGGGAGCUUAAGGGCAAUGUGGCUCUCCAGUACCUCGCCUGGGUUACGUAUCCCAUGAUCCUUGUCAUGUUCGCCUCGCUCUUCUGUCACCUGGUUUCCCCACAGGCCAUCGGUUCUGGUAUCCCUGAGCUGAAAACCAUCCUUAGAGGUGUAGUCCUGAAGGAGUAUCUCACUCUUAAAGCCUUCGUAGCUAAAGUCAUUGGGCUGACUGCUGGCCUGGGCAGUGGGAUGCCAGUGGGCAAAGAGGGUCCAUUUGUCCACAUCGCCAGCAUCUGUGCUGCAGUGCUGAGUCGAUUCAUGUCCAUCUUCUCCGGAGUCUAUGAGAACCCUUAUGGUUACACAGAUAUACUGACUGUUGGCUGUGCCGUGGGGGUGGGAUGCUGUUUCGGCACUCCACUAGGAGGAGUGUUGUUCAGUAUUGAGGUCACGUCUACCUACUUUGCGGUGAGGAAUUACUGGCGGGGAUAUUUUGCUGCCACGUUCAGCGCCUUCAUAUUCAGGGUGCUCUCUGUUUGGAACAAGGAUGCUGUCACAAUCACAGCUCUCUUCAAAACUAACUUCAGGAUGGAUUUUCCCUUUGACCUGCAGGAGCUGCCUGCAUUUGCAAUAAUAGGGAUCUCAUGUGGCUUCUUGGGGGCAUUCUUCGUCUACCUGAACAGACAGGUGGUUCUCUUCAUGAGGAGACCGACAGCUCUCACACGCUUCCUAACCAAACAUCGAUUGAUCUAUCCAGGUGCAGUGACACUGAUCAUCGCCACCUUGACGUUUCCUCCUGGAUUUGGACAGUUUAUGGCUGGAGAGCUGAUGCCCAGAGAGUGUAUCAACUCUCUGUUUGAUAAUUUCACCUGGACCAAAAUCACAGCAUCUCCUCUUCCGUCCGGCCUGGGUCGCUCCUCUGCGUGGCUGCAUCCUCGUGUCAGCGUCUUCAUCAUCCUCCUCCUCUUCUUUGUCAUGAAGUUCUGGAUGUCAGCAGUUUCCACCACGAUGCCCAUCCCCUCGGGCGCCUUUAUGCCAGUGUUCAUAUUAGGAGCUGCUUUCGGUCGCCUCGUGGGGGAGAUCAUGGCCACUCUAUUCCCAAAUGGAAUCCUGUUUGAUGGGAUAGUCUACCGCAUCCUGCCAGGAGGUUACGCUGUCAUUGGAGCGGCCGCGAUGACGGGAGCUGUUACACACACAGUUUCCACAGCAGUAAUCUGCUUCGAGCUGACAGGUCAAAUUUCCCACAUCUUACCCAUGAUGGUGGCGGUCAUCCUAGCAAACAUGGUGGCCCAGGGUCUGCAGCCUUCCCUCUAUGACUCCAUCAUCCAGGUGAAGAAGCUGCCCUACCUGCCUGAGCUGGCCCUCGGGCACAUCAGCAAGUAUAACAUCUUUGUGGAAGACAUCAUGGUGCGCAAAGUGAAGUUCUUAUCUUCUCAAUCCACAUUUCGGGAAUUGAACAAUCUGCUAGAGACCACCACCUUGAAAACCAUCCCACUGGUCGACUCCAAAGAAUCCAUGAUUCUUCUUGGCUCCAUUGAGAGAACAGAGCUUCAGGCUGUCUUUGACUGGUGGCUUUCACCAGAGAGGCGAGUCUUUGAAAGAGGUCAGAGUUCACCGGGACAGGGCUCCAAAGUCAGCUGGGAGUCUUUCACCUUCGUGGAUGAGGAGGGUGGAGAGGAGAGUGCAGACAAGACCGCUCCUGUGCAGGAAGAAUGCAAUGGGCCAAUCCAGUCCCCCAAACCUCCAGAGGCCUCCACCAACCACACGGGCUCAGACAAGCGCAAGCUGCCAUCUGUCAGGAGGACCCUUCAGAGACUCUUCUCCUCCACGUCCUCAUCAGGCCAGACUGAAACUCAGGAUACCACGCCCCCCCCACUGACUGACACCAUGUCACCGGAGGAGAUCAAAGCCUGGGAGGAGGCAGAGCUGGACAAACCAGUCGAUAUGGAACAGAUACGUAUAGAUCCCUCCCCGUUUCAGCUGGUGGAAAGAACGUCUCUGCACAAGACCCACACUCUGUUCUCUCUGCUGGGACUCAGUCACGCCUAUGUCACCAGUAUUGGAAAGCUGGUGGGUGUCGUGGCACUGAAGGAGUUACAGAAGGCUAUAGAGGGUUCAACUCGUAGCGGGGUGAGGCUUCGUCCCCCUCUGGCCAGCUUCAGAGACGCCAGCAGAAAAACCAAGAAGCACCAGCCUCCCUCCUCCACCCCUUCCUCCCCCACUCGGGACAGAGACCUGUGGGGGGAGGGGAGCAGACAUGAGGGGGAGCUGGUGAGGAAGGAGUCCAAAGAGGAUUCCCGAGAGAAAGCGUCGUCUUCCAGAGCUGCUGGGUGCGAUACUGUUCCCUGCUCCCCCAGCAGCGUGGAGGGCACCAGCGGCAGCUCCGCCACUCCAAGAGCUGUCGAUGGUGCUCCUCAGGAGCCGGCGUCCCCUUCUACCUCCUCCCCUACCUCAGCCUCACCUCCCACCUCCCCUGUGUCACCCACCAGCCCUGUCCUCACGCUGUCCUCCCUGCAGGAGGACAGAGAGAGCGAGGAGUCAGAUGAACCCAUAUAGGAAGAUUGGGUUUAAGAGAGAAGACUUUUACCUUCUGAUUUCACUCCUUUUUCCCCAGAGACUGAGCUGCCGUCUGGGUGGAGGAGUCGGGCCGACCUGCAGCCCUCAUUCAGCUCUCGGCAAGCAGGGUGAGCUGGUGCACACAAAGCUCUUGAAACUUGUAGUACAGGAUAUUUUUUCUACUCUUACAACAAUCUCACUUUUUCACUCUUCAGAAUCUCAGGUGCCUUCCUGUGUCUUUUGAACUGCAGACGGACAAACACGUCCUGUCAUACAUAUCAAUAAUGUUCAAUCUCCAUCCAUAUUUUGGAAAUGUUGAAUGUAACUGUACAUCACAUGUAUCCAUGUCUGGUAAUUUCAUUAACCAGUUUUGAGAAAAAUUAACUGACAGCAAUGAAUUGUAUGAUAAUGAAAUUAUAUGUUGACUUAAUUAAUUUGACCUAGAGGUCAAAGAGAUCAUGCAUUUAAAGUUUACUGAUUGAAGUUAAUUUAAAAUUAUAACUUACAUUUAUCAUAUAUUUGCUGUAUGGUAAAUAUUCAAAUCACUUAUACCAGUCUGUAAUUUUUAAAGGUAUUAAAUAUUAAAUUUGUCCAGUAUCUUAUUUUGAUUAUGUACAACAAUAAAAAAUGAUGAUAAGAGGAAAA